Molecule: messenger RNA, 2797 nt
Organism: Mizuhopecten yessoensis (Yesso scallop)
Lineage: Eukaryota; Metazoa; Mollusca; Bivalvia; Pectinida; Pectinidae
Exons: 1
Coding region: 5-1654 (549 amino acids)
Biological process (GO): positive regulation of DNA-templated transcription
Cellular component (GO): nucleoplasm; chromatin
Molecular function (GO): zinc ion binding; ubiquitin-protein transferase activity
Source: RefSeq, a predicted model, not a curated record
GCAAAUGGCAAGUAAAUUAUCCAUCCGCCGCGGCCAGGUUCACGUGCCCGAAACCUGUGCUUGGUGUGAAAGCAUACAGGAAGUUAACUGGUUUUGUAAUGACUGCCAGGAGGCUUUGUGUGACAAAUGUAAGGACGGCCACCAACGUGGGAAGAAGACACGGAAUGAUGACGUCGUGCCAAUAAGGGAGGCUAACAAACAAGAUCAAGUAGUACUACCAGAGGUAUGUAAGAUACAUCGAGGUAAGGCUUGUGACUUGUACUGUAGUGACUGUGACAUUGUGAUGUGUACGAUGUGUUUUACCGAGACACAUAAACAACACACUUUCAAAAAUAUUAAGGAGGAAAUUGACUCGCAAAAACAUUACAUGCAAGAUCAAUUAAAAAUACUCAAGUCCAAGUUAGACCAUUUUGAUGAUAAUCUAUCAAAGCGUCAUGAAGUGAGCAAGUCAUUCAUAGAGAGCGUGGCUGUCAUCCGACACCAAGUACUUACUCAGAGACAGAAACUGAAAGCACAGGUUGACUCCAUAGCUGAUACAUUCUUGAUCGAGUUAUCGUCAUUGAUUGAAGAAGAAGAAAUACUUCUCAAACAGGAAUGUCAACCCAACGAAAAUUAUAUCAAAGAGAUAAAGCAACUGAUCAGAGAUGUAGAGCAGAACACAGACACAAUGUCUAGUACAUCCUUGUUUGAGCUGACGGGGAGACUGAGAACCACCAUACCGCUCUAUUAUGUUGCUACAAAGAGCGUGUUACCUUACCCACCUCACUUCGUGUUUGGAACAUUUAACGCAGAUCAGUUGAAGUCAAUGAUUGGAUAUCUUCAGGUCGACAAAUUGAAAACUGAAGACAUCAGAUAUAAGAAGAAAGAGGUUGACAGUAAAAAGGUUAGUCAGAAUUCUACAUUCCGAGAACGAAAGCAAACACAAAUCAACUCGAUAUGUCCUAUUGACGAUAAUCACGCAUGGAUGUCAGUACGUGGAUCUACAGAGGUGAUCAAAGUUAACAAGAACGGCAAGGUCACAGAGUCCGUCAGCCUUGACUUCAGCCCGUGGUUUCUGAAAGUGACUGACACGAAAGAACUACUGACCACGUGUGGUUCAUCAGUGAUACAUAAAAUAUCAAAGAACAGACGAGUGACCAGAUUUACUGACAUCAGUCCGCUUAAAGCUUGUGGUAUCAGUGUCAGUGACAGUGACGAGGUGUUCGUUACUACUCACACUGCAACAAUACAGGUACUGAACAUGUACGGGGAGAGAAUCAGACAAAUAUCGUGUGGAGGUGAUGGGCUGAGUAUCGUAUGUUUGACAACAGGAAAAAUAGCUGUUACCACUGGCGCGAAUAUUUAUUAUUGUAAAGAAAUGAUUGUCAUCAACAAAUCUGAUCAGGUUAUACAUAAGUGGAGUGGGGAACUAGACAAUGGUCAGAAGUUAGAAGAGACGGUGCAAUGUAAUAUAGCAAGUGAUAGAUAUGACAGAGUGUAUGUACCAGACAUGAACACUGGCCAGGUAUACGUCCUGUCGGUGAAUGACAAAAAGGCCAAGUGUCUCCUUGACAAGAAACAUGGAGUAAAACUUCCAACGGCUGUGUGUAUAGACAGGUGUGGACAUGUUUGGAUCGGCUGUGAGAAUGGCACUGUGCAUGUGAUGGCACUAUGAACAAAUAAGACUGUUUGGACAUUAAAUAACAUUACCUUACAGUGGUUAUACCAAUUGUAUAGCUCCUAUCCGCUGACGCCGCAAUGUUACCCGAAUAUUUCAUCUGCACUGUAAAAAUGUCACCGGUACAUAAAAAAUGCUAUAGUGUCGUAUGCGCAAGUUUAAUAUGAUCCUGUUUGUAUUAAUUAUAAUAUGAUAAAAAAAAAUCAUUUUGCAUAACAGAUAACGGUGUGACUAUGAUUUUGAGAUUUGUUUAUAUCAAAGUUCUCCUUUAAAAAAAAUAUGGAUGAAAGGUAAAUUAUCAAAUUUCAUAUUUUAAACAAAUUGAUAUCAAAUACAUUUACAUCUCGACAAUGAGCCUGAUUGGAAAAUAGGCCUACCUUAAAAAUAAGACUUGGUUACCUUACAGCUACACAUAUUUCAAUAAUAAACCAUCUUUAGGAAAUAGGCCUGUCUGGACUAGAAACGUUGAAUUUUAAGUAGGAACCACCUUUUCUCCUUGUCGACCUAAACAAGAUUCAAACUAAACAGGUUAAAAUGAUUCAAAUCACGUGAUACAAUAUUACAACAAUAUUAUAUAUCAGAUUUGUAUUGAUACAUUUGCUAAAAUCGUUAAUGUAGAAAAUAUGGUGAAGAGUACCCUAUAGUUCUAUUAUUGUAGAACAUGUACAUACAAACAAUCUAUAGACUAAACACGUUUAUUCUCUUUCACCUUCCGUUUAUUUAAUGUCCCGAAUUUUAAUUUGAUGAGAGUUGGUGGGAUGAGAGAGUUUUCCGCACUACGACAUAAAAAUACGUAACGACGACGCCGUAAAAUGACUCAAUAUAUGUCAUAUAUUACGAUGUAAACAUGUCAACUAUAAAGAUUCUGUCUGGUUUACUGCAAUAUCAGAACUUCUAUUUUCCAUCAAUAUGUCAUCAGCAGGAAAUCGACAUAGAAACCCUAUACUCAAAUUUAGCAGAAACUGGUUUGUUUUCCAUCAUACUGUAAUGUUAACAGUUAUAUUGUACAUUUGGCACAUACAGAUCACAGUGCAAUUAUAGUUUGAAACCGUGAAUAUAUAAAUAAUCAUAAUUAAGGAUGACAGGAAAACAAUAAAGUUUCAUUUUUUAAUUCAAUUAAUCAAGUAUAAUCUUGUAUUA